This is a messenger RNA of Pipistrellus nathusii (Nathusius's pipistrelle), 1065 nucleotides long. NCBI's taxonomy places the organism in Eukaryota, Metazoa, Chordata, Mammalia, Chiroptera, Vespertilionidae. The record is from the annotation of a GenBank genome assembly.
AUGGACAUGAUGCUGUUGGUGCAGGGCGCUUGUUGCUCGAACCAGUGGCUGGCGGCGGUGCUCCUCAGCCUGUGCUGCCUCCUGCCCUCCUGCCUCCCGGCCGGACAGAGCGUGGACUUCCCCUGGGCGGCCGUGGACAACAUGAUGGUCAGAAAAGGGGACACGGCGGUGCUUAGGUGUUAUUUGGAAGAUGGAGCUUCAAAGGGUGCCUGGCUGAACCGGUCAAGUAUUAUUUUUGCGGGAGGUGAUAAGUGGUCCGUGGAUCCUCGAGUUUCCAUUUCAACAUUGAAUAAAAGAGACUACAGCCUCCAGAUACAAAACGUGGAUGUGACAGAUGAUGGCCCAUACACGUGUUCUGUUCAGACUCAACAUACGCCGAGAACAAUGCAGGUGCAUCUAACUGUGCAAGUUCCUCCGAAGAUAUAUGACAUCUCAAGUGAUAUGACCAUCAAUGAAGGAACCAAUGUCACCCUAAUUUGUUUGGCCACUGGGAAACCAGAGCCUACCAUUUCUUGGCGGCACAUCUCCCCAUCAGCCAAACCAUUUGAAAACGGACAGUAUUUGGACAUUUAUGGAAUUACCAGGGACCAAGCUGGAGAAUAUGAAUGCAGCGCAGAAAACGAUGUGUCAUUCCCAGACGUGAAGAAAGUAAAAGUUGUCGUAAACUUUGCUCCUACGAUCCAGGAAAUUAAAUCCGGCACCGUGGCCCCCGGGCGCAGUGGAUUGAUACGAUGCGAAGGUGCAGGUGUGCCGCCUCCGGCCUUUGAAUGGUACAAAGGAGAAAAGAAGCUCUUCAAUGGCCAACAAGGAAUUAUCAUUCAAAAUUUUAGCACAAGAUCCAUUCUCACCGUUACCAAUGUGACACAGGAGCACUUCGGGAACUAUACUUGUGUGGCUGCCAACAAGCUAGGCACAACCAAUGCGAGCCUGCCUCUCAACCCUCCAAGUACAGCCCAGUAUGGGAUUACCGGGAGCGCCGACGUUCUUUUCUCCUGCUGGUACCUUGUGUUGACACUGUCCUCUUUCACCAGCAUAUUCCACCUGAAGAAUGCCAUUCUACAAUAA